This is a messenger RNA of Macadamia integrifolia, 2178 nucleotides long. Its product is annotated as RNA-binding protein 39-like. Gene Ontology annotation, biological process: mRNA processing. Gene Ontology annotation, molecular function: RNA binding. The transcript is spliced from 9 exons. Gene Ontology annotation, cellular component: nucleus. The coding region runs from base 846 to 1880 and encodes 344 amino acids. Lineage: Eukaryota; Viridiplantae; Streptophyta; Magnoliopsida; Proteales; Proteaceae. The record is from RefSeq and is a predicted model, not a curated record.
CUCUGCUAAAGCGUGCAACUCUCUCUCUCUCUCUCUCUCACACACACACACACACACACACACAUACAUGGUAACCUUUCAGUUGUACCAUAUUCUCUAAUAUAUAAAUUUUGUUUCGCCAUGAUUGUUCUGAGCUGUAAAAGACUACUCUAUCAAUUAGGAAACCCUGUCCCAAUGUCAAGCUCACCAGAUUCCAAAGAAGGAUCGUUGAAGUUUGUUAAUGGCUCGGGCUAAAAAAGGAACUAGAGAGAUGCCACUUCCUCAUUUCAGAGACAGCUGGUGUUCUGUCCUCAACCAACAGUGCAGAUAAACAACCUCGAUCUGAUAGUAUUAUAUGCACGGUCUCCCUCCUUGGUCUUCCCUGCUGAAUCCCUCCAGUAGUGGGUUGCAGUCUUCAUUUGUCUCUGUUGGAGAUGUGCAGAUUGUUGUCAAUUAGAGAUGUUGAUGAGUAGAGUUUGAUGAGGCAGAGUUUGAGUAAAACAUUCUGGGGCAAGGCCCGUAAAUUGAGUGGCCACCAUGUCAAAUGUUACAUACUGAAGCACAGAAAAAUCUUGUUAUUUAGGAAAAUUUUCACUUUGCACCCUUUUUUUUUUGAGAAAAUGGUGGAGCCUAAAGUGAAAGGAGUUGAUUAGAAAAAAUUUAGGUGCUUGCAUUAUUCCUUGAGGCUAUCCUUUUGUCUUGGUGUCAUGGAUCAUGUGCAGCGUACUUACCUCACCUUGAUUUCAGGAAAAAUACUCUUUUUUCGACUUUGUACAAGCUAAUUGACCUUCUUUUUGUGUGUUUUUUGGUUACCUAAGAGAUACUUGUCUAUUGAGUCUGGCAGGUACAUAGAAUUUUAUGAUGCUAUGUCAGUCCCAAUGGCAAUAGCACUUUCUGGUCAGCCACUUCUUGGUCAACCAGUGAUGGUUAAACCUUCAGAAGCUGAAAAAAAUCUAGUUCAGUCAAAUGCAGCUGCAGCUGCAGCUGCUGCAGCUGGAGGAGUAGGUGGUGUUAUUGGACCAUAUUCAGGAGGCGCUAGAAGGUUGUAUGUUGGCAAUCUGCAUUUCAACAUCACUGAAGAUCAACUUCGCCAGGUUUUUGAGCCAUUUGGUCCUGUGGAGCUUGUGCAAUUGCCUCUUGAUCCUGAGACUGGACAUUGCAAAGGUUAUGGGUUUGUCCAGUUUGCACGUCUUGAAGAUGCCAGAGCUGCACAAAGUCUAAAUGGACAAUUAGAUAUUGCUGGUCGGAUAAUCAAGGUAUCUGCUGUUACUGAUCAAGCUGGAAUGCAAGAUGUUGGAGCAAAUGCUGCUGAUUUUGAUGAUGAUGAUGGCGGAGGCUUGUCUCUGAAUGCUCGUUCUAGGGCUAUUCUCAUGCAGAAAUUGGACCGGAGUGGCACUGCAUCAAGUAUUACUGGUUCGCUUGUCACAUCUGUUGUCAAUGGCCCUGGUCUCAGUCUACCAACAGCUUCAGUUCUUGGUGCUGCACCUAUGGUUGCCCCCCUUGUUUCCUCACUUGGACAGCCUACCAUUCCUGCUCUUGCUGGAUUGCAGGGGACAGGUCUUUCAGUUCCAGCUGUGACCGUGCCUCCUGUUGAUAUUAUUGGUGUACCCGGUGACUGUCUAUUGCUGAAGAACAUGUUUGAUCCAAAUUUGGAGACUGAACCAGAUUUUGAUUUGGAUAUAAAGGAAGAUGUUCAAGAUGAAUGUGGAAAGUUUGGCACAGUUAAGCAUAUCUAUGUGGACAAGGCAACUGCUGGAUUUGUAUACCUACGUUUUGAGAAUGUUCAAUCUGCCAUAAUUGCACAGCGUACACUCAAUGGAAGGUGGUUCGCGGGUAAGACGAUAUCAGCGACGUUCAUGUCAACUCAGAACUACGAGGCCAAAUUUCCGGACAGCAGAUAGCUUUAUUUAGUUGAACAGUUUGACUUAUCUGUUAAUAUUCCUUUCUUGAUUUUUAUUACUGAACUUAGGGGUAGUCUGGAAUCUGGAUGUAUCCUUGUGUAACGAAAGGGUUACAAUUGUUGGGUUCCCAUUUAGGGGGAGGGGAGGGGGCGUUGGUUAGCCCAUUUUUAUGUAGUUACCAUUUUUUAUUUUUAUUUUUUUCAUGGAAAGGGUUACCUACUUUUUAGAUCAAGAGGAGAGCUGCUAGUGCUUUUGGAUCACAGCAAACAUUUAAAUGAUUAAUGUGGUUUAUUGUGUA